UGUCGUUUGUAAGAGAGGUAUCAAAAUGUGGAUUCGGAUUAUUUCAUCAUGUUCGAUAGCUAGCUUGUUAUUGUUUACAGCUUGGAUCGAUAUAACAGAAUCUCUAUUCAAUAAUGUUGUAAGUGUACCAAAGCCACGAUAUAUUAAACGAAUAAUCCGAAUACCAUUGCGUAGAUAUAUGAUAAACACCAGCAGAAAAACCAAUAUAGUCAGUGCUAAUAUAGCUAAUAUUGACGCCACAUUAGGACCACAAAAUAACAUACAGUUUAAUCCAUCCGUUGGUAGAUCUCUUCCUCAAAUCAGGAAAGUUUCUUUUCUUAGUAAUAACAUUCUUCAGCGACUUCGAGAGGCACAAAGGAAUGGUAAUACAAAGACAGGUCAAAACCAAGUUCCAACUCUUACGCAUACUGUCGUACUGGCAAAAAAUGCAAACAUCUUGUCCCAUAUAGGUCAACAACAAAAUGGUCCAGCAAUCAGUCCCGCUCCCGCACCAACAAAAGGUGGAAACCAACCAGGUGGUCAAGGUAAUAACCCCGGACAAGGAGCCCCAAAUAAACCACAAGGAUCGCCCGUAAGCUCACUGAAUUUUGUGAAAGAUAUAAAGGUUAAUAGUGGGAAUACUUUUCAAAUGAACACAGAUACAGGAAACACAAAAAUUAAUAGUAAAAUACAUAGAACAAAUGUUAACAACAAUAUUAACAACAUUCAUAUUACAAACAAUUAUUCAACCAAUGCACCUCCGCAAGGUGGUGCUUUACCUAUGGGUCACAGAAGACAGCCAAAUACACACGGACAUCCACCCCAAGGUCAGUUACCUGUAGGUCAAGGCAAUUUACCGCAUCAACCUACUGGACAUGGGACUCGCCAAGGUGGGCACAAUCCAGGACAUUUGCCAAGUGGUCCUCAGCAUCAACCCGGAUUACAAAGAGGCAAUAAUCCGAGUCAAGGUACAAAACCAACUCCCGGAACGCAAAUUCAUCUAAAUAUAGUAAACAACCUUCCAGUAAAAAAUAAUGCAUCGAAUAAAAAUCAUCGAAUGCAGUUUAGCCCAUCAAGUGUAGCUAUGAAACCGAAUUUUGCUACUGGUUUCCAUGGAGCAAACAAUGGUCACUCAAGUAACGCUUCGCAGAAUCCUGGGCCCGUUACAGUUGGAGCUGGAAGCAACACUGGGGCUCAACCAAGAAUGAGACAACCCGGUGGUAAUCCGGCGAAUCCAGGACAAGGAGGUGCACUGCCAAGUGGGCGAAACCGACCUGGACAGGGAGGUCCCCUUGGAAUGGGAAACCAGCUUGGUGGUGGACAUGGGCAACAGCCUGGUGGUGGACAUGGGCAACAGCCUGGUGGUGGACAUGGGCAACAGCCUGGUGGUGGACAUGGGCAACAGCCUGGUGGUGGACAUGGGCAACAGCCUGGUGGUGGACAUGGGCAACAGCCUGGAGGUGGACAAGGGCAACAACCUGGAGGUGGAAAUUGGCAACAGCUUGGUGGUGGACAUGGUCAACAGCCUGGUGGUGGUCAUGGGCAACAACUUGGUGGUGGACAAGGGCAUCAGCCUGGUGGUGGACAUGGACAACAGCCUGGUGGUGGACACGGACAACAACCUGGAGGUGGACAAGGGCAACAGCCUGGUGGUGGACAUUGGCAACAGCCUGGUGGAGGACAAGGGCAACAGCCUGGUGGUGGACAUUGGCAACAACCUGGGGGUGGACAAGGGCAACAGCCUGGUGGUGGACAUGGACAACAGCCUGGUGGUGGACACGGACAACAACCUGGAGGUGGACAAGGGCAACAGCCUGGUGGUGGACAUUGGCAACAGCCUGGUGGAGGACAAGGACAACAGCCUGGUGGUGGACAUUGGCAACAGCCUGGGGGUGGACAUGGGCAACAACCUGGUGGUGGACAUGGUCAACAGCCUGGAGGCGGACAUGGGCAACAACCUGGUGGUGGACAUGGGCAACAACCUGCUGGUGGACAUGGGCAACAGCCUGGUGGUGGACAAUGGCAACAGCCUGGUGGGGGACAUGGUCAACAACCUGGUGGUGGGCAUGGACAACAACCUGGUGGUGGACAAUGGCAACAGCCUGGUGGUGGACAUGGGCAACAACCUGGUGGUGGACAUGGACAACAGCCUGGUGGUGGACAAUGGCAACAGCCUGGUGGGGGACAUGGUCAACAACCUGGUGGUGGACAUGGACAACAACCUGGUGGUGGACACGGACAACAACCAGGAGGUGGACAAUGGCAACAGCCUGGUGGUGGACAUGGGCAACAACCUGGUGGUGGACAUGGGCAGCAACCUGGUGGUGGACAUGGGCAACAACCUGGUGGUGGACACGGACAACAACCUGGUGGUGGACACGGACAACAACCUGGUGGUGGACACGGACAACAACCUGGUGGUGGACAUGGACAACAACCUAUAUAAAAUAUUUCUAUCGUCAGUCUUAAUGUUUACUCUGUUAAAUAUAAAACAGAUCUAAUACAGACUGAACUUGGUGAUCAUGAUAUUAUUUGUAUUACAGAAUCUAAGUUUGAUAACUAAGUGUCAAGCACUGGAUAGCACCAACUAUCGAUUAGUAGAACAAAUUCUCUCUGAAGUUGAAAAAAGGAAAGAAUUUUAUUCAACAAUGAAAGAUAAGCGUAAAAAACUAAAUGAACAAUCCGAUUGUGACAAAAUACACAUGCAUGGCGAACAAUACAAGGGAGAUAAUUGAAAACGCAAAAUAAAUACACCAAUAAUAAUGCAGUUUCCAACUAUGAUAAUAGCAACAGCUCUCGAGCUCAAAAGGAGAUCAUAAAGAAAGACAUCUGAAACCCGACGACAAACAUGGGAUUUGUCCGUUACCAUCACGGCAAAUUGCAAGAACCAUAACAGAUUCCGAUUGUUUUCAAAAUAAACAGAACAGAGAAACAGUACAAGAGACCAUAAAAUUAAUAACUAGGAGAAUAAUGACUACCAUUCAUUGCAAACAAAUUAAAAUGUGUUUUCAAAUGCGUUUGGCUUUAAAAAAAUCAAUAACCUGUACUGAAUAUAUUAAUAUUUGAUUAUCUAUAGAAAUGGAUUUAAAUGAAUGACCUAACCAGAGCAGUAUGAAUUUUAUUCAAAAAUUGUUGUUAGGCUUCGCAAUUAUUUCAAGUGUAUAAAUCAAAUAUUCAAAAUUAUAUGAAAUCAGCUAUUUUAUUUCACAAAUAAAGAUAUACGUAUAAACUUAAGUGUUGUGCGUCAAUGACCUCAAAUUAACAUCACUUUUUGCCAGAACUAGUUUUUUCGUCAACCAAUGUCACUUCCAUUGCAAUUAAGUCAAGUUAUAUAACAGAUCAACAUUGUAUCAUUUAAACAAAUAAUUGAGUUAUAUUUUUUUUUCUUCAUUGACACAUCUUUAUUAAAUUUUGUAAUGAGAAUUUAAAAUAAUACGAAUCCUUGAAAUGCAAACAUAUCCGAAUGCCAUCAACUCCUCUUUCAAGUUUCAGUAUAAUGAAAGUAACCGAAAAAUGUCCGACUAAGUCCCAAAUUCCAAUCUCUAGUGGUCACCAUUGAAUGUAAGGGAAAUGACAAAGAAGAAAAUGAAAAUUGCUUUGAUGAAAACCUAGAAAAUGUCAUUCAGAUAUUAUGAUGACUGUUCAAGAAAAUAGUCUGUAUUAGUUCUAAUUGCGACCCGCUGACAGAGACUUUUCAGCAUAAUUUGGUAAUUUUUUUUAAAACGUUGUCCCGGAUUAAUUUUUACCUGUUUGCGUUUUCGCUUGUAUUUAUCAAAGACAUGUUCAACUACGCAAGUUCAUUUUACGCUCCUGUUUACAUUUAGCCAAAUAGUACAAUUAGUAAUUUUUAACGUUCUGUUUGGUUAUAUGUUAUAAAUAGUAUUUAAACUAUUAGCAUGUUGCCUAUUUUACUAAACGAUUGUCCUAUAAUUAUAAAUAAUUUACAAUUUGUGCCUUUAGACCAUGCUACCAUGGGUUAUUCAUGUUGUUAUACCAUCAUUGACUUUUGAUGAGGUUGAUACAAUGUUUUAUAAAUCCCAGAGAUAUGAUAUUCAACGAUGCCAACGGCCGAGGGUGAAUGUCAUAUCUCAGCUGGCGUUGAUAAAUCAUUGUAUCAACAGUGAUUUCAAACGUCAACAGUUGUUUUAUUAUAUUAGUUUUGUUUUAUCCGUUUCCAAUUUCUAGCGUUUGCUCAAGAUAUUUAACUGCUCCUCUUGUACUAAAUAUGUU
Mytilus californianus (California mussel) is the source of this 4209-nucleotide messenger RNA. RefSeq lists its product as uncharacterized. The record is from RefSeq and is a predicted model, not a curated record. The transcript is spliced from 3 exons. Lineage: Eukaryota; Metazoa; Mollusca; Bivalvia; Mytilida; Mytilidae. Bases 26 to 2425 code for a protein of 799 amino acids.